Protopolystoma xenopodis is the source of this 672-nucleotide messenger RNA. Lineage: Eukaryota; Metazoa; Platyhelminthes; Monogenea; Polystomatidea; Polystomatidae. The record is from the annotation of a GenBank genome assembly.
GCUCUUCAAGCUUCCUCCUCCUUGGCUGCAUCCGCCAUUGCAAACAGCAAUUAUCAUUGCUCAGUUUCCUAUCAGCCAUGCUAUUCCUCAUCCUCUUUUCUUUCUCCUCCAUCUCAUUCUCAAUCAACGCACUUAGGUGUUUCCUCAUCUAGUAUUAUGACAUCUUCAAAUUCUCAAUUCCACUCCUCUCAAUCGCAUCACUUACAUUCUCAAGUGCAGCAUCAACACCAUGCUAAUAUACGUCCCUUACCUGAAUCUCUAGUCCCACUGAACUUGCCAGAGAUAAUUGACUAUGAACACUCUAUCGGAACUUCAGAGACCCAUCGAUCUAGCCUGUUCUCGCAUUCCCACUCAGCUUCCACACCGGACUCUGGCUUCCAAGGCUCUCUAUCCUUAGUUUCUUUGCAUCAUAACCAUCAUCCUCAGCUCCACUACGCGCAGCAUCAGCUUAAUCAUUCUGCAUACAUUCGCUCUACUGAAACGGCUCUCUUUUCUUUAAGUACAGAUGAUUACUGGAAAGCUUAUAGUGGCGAACAGCAUACUACUACUCACCAUCCCGUUACGCUCCACCACCACCAUCCUCUUCCUUCACAAAAUCAAAACCAGACUCCUAACUCGAACAAUUAUCUCUCAAUAACAUCACUUGCUGGCUCAACCGGUAAGUCGCUUUAA